UUUCACUGUCGCUUCACGUGACUACGGAGUCCGAAUGUGGACUCGCAAGGUCCUCCACACUGCGGACAAGCUAUGUUGCGGAGUGUGCUCUGCUGGUUCUCCUUUCUUCCCCGCCAUUUAGCUUCCAGGUCAUCAAGACGUGUGGUUUCAAAGAGCUUGACGCCUUUGUUGACCGCAGUACUCCAUGCGUCACGGCCUUUGGCCAAGGACUACUUGACAUUGAUGUCGCAGGCUUUGAGAGAAGUCUUGACUGCAACAUAUCCUUGUGGUGUUUCAAGGGAGCUCCCUGAUUUCGUGUACUCGUAGCAAGCUCUGAGAGGAACAGCUAUUUGAAAAUACGGUCAUCAGAUUCACCCAUUCUCUAAUAUGACCGGACCAUCUGAGUUGAGCCUUAAUUAACAAAGCUUCGACGUCAGGGGAGAACAUUGUACAAAGUGAGGUGGAAGAACUUUGGUCCAGCAGACGACACCUGGGAACCAGUAGAUAAUCUUCAAUCUUGUUUAGACUUGGUGGAAGACUUUGAGAAAAAGAAGGAAGAGGAUAGAAAGAGGAGGGCUGAAGAAAGAAAGAAAAAGAUGGCACAUAUGGAAGGGAGAAAGCUUUCAUCAGAUGAGGAUGAUUCUUCAAGAGACAGUACUGAUGCCUCAAAGCCAGUGUCCACAUUCAAAAACACAUUCUGGAAAGACCUUGAAGAAGGAAAAGUCAACCUGUUCUACACAGACAUGUACUCAAAGGUCAAAGAAGGAGGUCGAGCCUCAAGACCAACCUGUCUCAAGGACAAACAUCAGAAUGUAAAAUCAGAGGAGCCUAAAAGUCCCAAAAAGCGCAAGAAGCCAGCUGUGAAAAAGGAGGCCAAAAUAAAAGAGCGAGACAAGAAGAACCCAGAUGGUUUUCCUUGUCUGUCCAAAGAGUUUGUGACAUCAAGUGAAGAUGAGUUAAUGAACAGUGACUAUGAGAUUAUCAAAAGUGAUAGCAGCCCGGAUAGCAGAUUAAAACGAGAAAAUUCCAAUUCCUCCAGUGACAAUUCUAUCAAGAUGCCAGUUCUGAAAAUUAAAAAAUUGAAGAGCAAUGAAGAUAGAAGUGACAGCAACUCUGAGAAUGAAGAUUGUAAGUCAAGAGGGACUGUGAAAAAAGUGAAGAAAGAGAAACUUCAGAAGCAAGACACAGACAAAAAAAAUAAAGUGAGAAAACACAAGAAAGAAGUGAAAACCGAAUCAGACCAGAUAGAUGAUAGUGUAGAUAAAUCUUUGUGUAAGGUAGACAGUAUAAAGAAUGAGCCCAUGGAAAAACCUGCUAGUCCUAUAAAAAACUACUUAUCAGGGGGGAGCACUCCACCCAGGAAAUUAUCUUCUGGAGACUCACCAAGUAAAAUUCCCCAAGCCACUAGCACACCAGAUGUCAAACCAUAUGACAGGGAGAGUCAGGACUUUGGGUCUGUGGGGCUCAAAAGGAAGCAUGUUGGUUCGGACAGUGAUUCAUUUUCACAGUGUAAGGUGUCUAAAGUGCGGCGAGAUUCGGGACAAACAUCUCGAGACAGUGGACUUGCGAGUUCAACCAGUAGUAUCAAUAGUGUGGAGUCUGAUCGUAGUAAGUCAGCUCGCAGAAAGGACACAGCUAAUUCCAUGGACUGUUCACAGCCGCUCGAUGACCUGUGGAAUGGAUCUCUAUUGCCCUUGUUGCCAGAAAGCACAAAGACACAAGAAAGAGGGGCGGAUCUAAGUUUUGACAUUGAGCUGGAUGACAUUGACCUAGAUCAGCUGGACAAAGAAACGGAUAGCGAAGUUGACGCCAUUGUAAUAACUGAUGCUAAGUUCCAGCAGGCAGUGACCGAGGGAGAUUAUCAGGCUGUGAGACGAGCCCUCAACAGCAGCAAGAGGUAUGAUGUCGAGGCUUUGGAUGACCUCGGAAUCACCCUUCUCAUGUACGCCGCUCAAAGUGGUUUUGACGACAUAGCCGAGUUACUAGUCAGUAAUGGAGGAGACAUCAAUGCUCAACAGAAAAAUGGUACCACAUCUCUGAUGCUAGCAUGUGAACAUGCCCAUAUAUGUACGGUGGCUUUGUUGGUAGAGUUGGGUGCUAAAAUUAAUGUUCAACAAGAUACCGGUGAAACUGCUCUUAUGAAGGCUGUGAAACGAGGUCACAAACAGAUUGUCAAGUUCCUGUUGGAGUAUGGAGCUAACUUCUCAGCCCAGAAUAACUCAGGUUUCUCAGCUCUCACCUACGCCAAAAUGCUGCGACUGACAGAGAUAGAAGACAUCAUCACAGAGUUUAUUUCAAGACUGACAAAGGAGUUUGACAAACAAGUGGCUGUCACUCUGAACAACACAGCCAAGAUUUCCAGCAGUCUGUUCCCAAUGCAGGUGUUUCCUCUUUGUGAAUCCAGUAAAUUUGUCAUCAACUUCAAGCAUGAGAUGCAACCAAACACCCCAGGAGUUGGAUAUCUGCUGUUUAUUGCCCAUGCCAGAAUCACAGCAACUGACUGUAAGUGCCGAUUUUACGGCCCCUGUGCUGUCAACUCAGCAACACUGAACGGAGUUCCUCAACCUCCACUGACAGAGGAGGCUAAUUUUGUUCUGUCAUGCUGUCCACUACAGAAUGGUAGAAAUGAGAUUGUCAUUAACACUGUCAAGGCUGCAACUUCAAAGGCCAAGUUGGUGAUUUGCGCUUAUAAAGCACAGCUGAUUGAUGGUUAAAAAAAACUGCUUCUUAAAAUCCCAGUGAUCUCAAGUUUGCCAAAGUCACAACUGGUACUCUAAACUGGUACUCCCAUCCUAGAUCUCAGCCAUCACUACACUUCGGUAGCCACAGCUACAGUCAUCGUCAUGGAUACAAUGUUGCCAUAGAAAAUCAGUAUACCAUUAAUGUCAUCCUUCAUGUUCACUCCAACUGCCAAGGCAUUAUGUAUACAACAGAACUAGGGCACCCAGAAGACAGUACAGAGUUUAUAAAGCACUGGUGUCCCAAUUUUUAUUGAAUGUUUUAUACAUAGAUUUUGUAUGUGGAUAUACAUUUUGUUACUUAUGUUUCUUACAUGUAACUUAUAGACAAAGCUCAGCUAUUUCCAACAGCAUCAAUUACAUACAUGUACAAUACUUCCAGUUGAAAAUAAUAUUGAUGCCAUGAGAAAUUGAUGUCCUGACAUGAUAUUUAAUGCAAACAGUAUGUGCUUCAACAACAUCAAAUAAGUAAAAAUAUAUAUCUUAAUAUCCUUCCAGUGGAAAUUGGUGUAAUUGUGUUUGUUUGGCAGGCCUCGCAAAUAGAUAUGUUCACAAUUUCAGCUCAUUGGAUAUUUUUGAAAGUAAUAUAGAAUGACAUGAUAUAUAUAUAUUAUAUGCUGUAUAUACAUUACAUUUGUUGAGAGCUGAGCCGGUGAAGCCAGCCAUUGGAAUUCAGUCCCUCUCUGUGUCGUGUGUUGAUUCAUCCUAGAAUCUAUAAAUCAUUGUUCCUGUUGAUGAGAUAGCUCAAAACAAGUGUUUCUGUUUGUGGUAUAUUUCUGGCGGAUGUGAAAAAACAUUUUCAAUGAGAUCUGUGUUUUAGUGCUAAAAUGGAGGUAUAUUAACUUCCUUUAACCCUUUUAUUUUUUUAUUUUGUUUUGUAAGGGGAUUUCACUCUUAUAAGGUGACUGUAGGGUUGGAAUGGUGAAUGACAGAGAGGGUGUUUGUUUAAAUUGUGAGGACUGAAUGACACGUUUUACACUGAAGUGUAUAAUGUUUGUAUGACUGUCUAUGAAUGUGAUUUUAGGAUCUGUAUUUAGUAGAGAUGUCUGGUAGAUAUAAUUGUGGUAGAACUGGCAGCUUUCAUUUUCUGAUGUUUUUUUGCCAAAUGUUUAGCAUCAGGUGGUCCCUGAGAGGAAACUUCUGGCAGUUGUUUGCAACUUUAGGGUGUGAACAUUUGUUUUUAGUGGGAAUUUUUGUCUAGAGUACAUUAUCGAUAGCAAUGAGGGUCCUUUGAAAUGAAAUGAAGAGGAGGUUUUACAACGUUUCGGCAAAACAAUUGCCAGGAUAGUUAAGGUUUAUCUGCAGGUUUUCAUGGUGACCAAAUUCUAUAUUGUUACAACAUUUUUGUGGAUGAUUUAUUGUUUUGAUUGAUAGUUACAUGUAUAUUUCAAUAUUUAUGCGGUGUGAUAUGGAUUUAUUUGGUGCUUAUUUUGUGUCAGACUGGUGCACUUUUUCCCUUUUAUCACUUGUAGAAAUACUUGCAGGUAGAUAGUGUACAUUUCUUCCGAGAUCUUUUUGCGUGAUAAGAAUAUUGGUAAGCUUUCAAUCUCUUUAGUUUGUUGUCUUUGCAAUAUUGAAUGACUGUGUGUUGAUACAAUAUUACCUCAGCCUGUAGCCAUCUAGUCAUUAAGGAUAUUACAACGUGUGUGGAAACAUACACAGAAGGAAUUGAAUCAUUUCUGUUUAAAACCCAUUCUUGCUUCUGGAUGUUAAGACCCAUAUCAGAAAUUCAUUACUUCUUUCUGUCAAAUCAUAUUGUGUGAAAGGAAGUUUGAAAUGCAAGUCACAGAAAGAACUUGAGCAUAAACAUUUAACCACCUACUGUAUGUACUCUACCAAAGUUUAUGUAUUUAUAUAUAAGAAAAUUAAUUGCACUUAGAUGUCACAAGAUUUUGUAUGGGAAGAAAUAGUGCAUAUAUACAUAGGUUAUUAUCUAACAAAUAAAACGUGAUGUAACUUUAUUAUGCCUCAAGGGAUUGUAGAUAGGGCAUGUAAAUCUCCCUUAAACAUGGUCAUUUUGUUGUAAAUAACUUGGUAAAUCUGUUGUUUAUAAUACAGAUGUAAUAUGUGAUGAAUUUCUGAUUUUUGAGAAAAUUUCUCUUGUCUAGUUUUUGCUGAUUUUUCCCUUUUCAACUAGAGAACACUUCACAAAAGAAAAGUGCAUAUUUGGUUUUUGUGCGGUUUUCAGUUUGAUAUGACAUUUUCUGUUCCGCAUUAUGAUGCCGUACAUAAAUAUAUAUAUAUAUAUUGUAACCCUGUUGAUGUUACUGUUAACAUUUAUUACAUGUUUAUCCCUACGUGUUUCAGUAUUGUCGCUCAAAAGUUUAUGAUGGCAUUACAUUGAAAAAAGAAGCGCACAUUUAUACAGUAGGUGAAAAAUACCAUCUUCAUUCAGUAGUUGACAUCCAUUAAAUAUAAUGUAUGCAAUAUUGAGAUAAAUAUAUAUCAAUAUACAUGUAUUAUGAAUUUUUGUAUAAACUUUUAUACUGUGAAGAAGCCAAAAAUUGGCCUUUUUUAUGAUAUCCAAAUUUCCCCUCGAAAAUUUUGAGAGAAAGGGAAGGAGAAUGUAAUAAAAGAAAUUUUUCAUUCAAUAUUUGAAAGCCUCAUCAUUAUAAACCAUUUGUGUAAUAGAAAUUUCAACAACGCAAGAGGAUUUUGAUAAAAAGUCGUUUAUCAGUUACAGGUAAAAUUACAGUUUACUUAGAAGCUUACCUGUGCAGGUGUGGGUCUAAUAAGUAAGGAAAAGGUUGUAGGUUUCAGCUUAUAAUGUUGUAUAUUUGCCUGUCUGUGUGUGUUCCUCUCCUACAUGCUAUAUUCGGUUAACAGGAUUUCUGUUGUAGACAUUGAUCUUUAACUCUCGACAUUCGGCCACGACUCUUGGCUUUAAGUUUUAUUUGACAUGAUUCUGAUUUAAGGAGUAAACUUGUUAACGUGAGAAAACUGUAGAUGAAUACAGAGGUUUUUUUUUGUUUUGAUGUAUAUGAUGAUUUCAGUAAUCUUUUGUUAUUUUCUCAAUGAAAAAUAAAAUUUAACUUGGUUAUAAAUGAU
Ostrea edulis (European flat oyster) is the source of this 5765-nucleotide messenger RNA. Its product is annotated as M-phase phosphoprotein 8-like. NCBI's taxonomy places the organism in Eukaryota, Metazoa, Mollusca, Bivalvia, Ostreida, Ostreidae. Gene Ontology annotation, cellular component: pi-body. Gene Ontology annotation, biological process: piRNA processing. The transcript is spliced from 15 exons. The record is from RefSeq and is a predicted model, not a curated record. The coding region runs from base 576 to 2693 and encodes 705 amino acids. Gene Ontology annotation, molecular function: protein binding.